Molecule: messenger RNA, 1514 nt
Organism: Colletes gigas
Lineage: Eukaryota; Metazoa; Arthropoda; Insecta; Hymenoptera; Colletidae
Gene: vermilion
Product: tryptophan 2,3-dioxygenase
Exons: 7
Coding region: 227-1498 (423 amino acids)
Molecular function (GO): L-tryptophan 2,3-dioxygenase activity; heme binding; metal ion binding
Source: RefSeq, a predicted model, not a curated record
CAGUUUUUAGUCGCGACUCAACCACCUCGUCGAUAGUUCGUGUCGCUUGUCGUCUUUCGCCGAACCGAACUUCAAACCAAACCGUCAGUGAUCGUUUCAAUUGUUCGAUCUAAAAGCAAAGGGUACCGAUAUCGAUCGCGAUAAACUCAAGAAACAAAGUGUUUAGGUGUUUUUAAACUACGAUCCAAUUUGAUUAUUAAUUCGAGGGCAUUGCAGUGGCCAAAAAAUGGCUUGUCCUUUAUCCGUUGGCAUUGCGGAGGAUCUCGAUCAAGAUGGCGACCAAUUGACCGAGGGCCCGGGUAUGCUUUACAGCGAGUACCUUCGUUUGGACAAAAUCCUGACCGCGCAGAGAUUGUUGAGCGCCGAAUACAACAAGGAAGUGCACGACGAGCAUCUGUUUAUCGUCACUCAUCAGGCGUACGAGCUUUGGUUCAAGCAGAUCAUCUACGAAUUGGACUCGGUGAGAUUGCUCUUCAACCCGGAGACCAGCGACUACGACUCUCUGAACGGUACACCGAACAAUCGUACCGGUGUUCAGAAGAAUCGGCUCUCCCAGGUUCUGAACGAGUCGAGAACCCUGGAGAUCCUGAAGAGAUUGAACCGCAUCGUCCUCAUUUUGAAACUACUGGUGGACCAAGUGACGAUUUUGGAAACCAUGACGCCGCUGGACUUCAUGGCGUUUCGGGACUACCUGUGCUCCGCCUCCGGUUUCCAGUCGCUGCAGUUUCGUUUGUUGGAGAACAAGCUGGGCGUGAAGCAGGAGCACAGGGUCAAGUACAAUCAGAGUUACGUGAGAAUCUUCGGACGGGAUCCGAAAGCCAUCGAGGCGAUCAAACGCUCGGAGGAAGAGCCGAGCCUCAGCUGUCUCGUCCAAAGAUGGCUGGCGAGAACGCCGGGCCUCGACCCUCGCGACUUCGACUUUUGGGGAAAGUACAAAAACGCCGUCGACAAGCUGAUCGCCGAACAGGAACAACUAGCCCGAAAGCAAACGAAGGAGCAGCUUAGAAAUUAUUACUUGUCGAACGUGCGCUCGCGACAGGCAGCCUUCGACACGGUCUUCAACGAGUCCCUUCACAACGCGCUGGUGUCGCGGGGCGAGAGGAAAUUCGCCUACGCGGCUCUUCAAGGCGCCGUGAUGAUCACUUUGUACCGCGACGAGCCGAGAUUCAGUCAACCCCAUCAGAUUCUGACCGCGUUGAUGGAUAUCGAUUCCCUUAUCACGAAAUGGAGGUAUAAUCACGUUCUGAUGGUUCAGAGAAUGAUCGGAUCUCAGCAACUCGGAACCGGGGGAUCUUCCGGUUAUCAAUACUUGAAGUCUACUCUAAGCGACAGGUACAAGGUGUUCUUGGACCUGUUCAACCUGUCCACGUUUUUGAUACCUCGCCAUAUGAUCCCGCCGCUGACAAAGCAAAUGAAAACGAAACUGUCCAUUGCCUGCAACGGAUGGAAUCCGGACGACAAUCAGAACAAUUCCGACUGUACGCUCGAGAAUACCUAAAUGGACGAACACACAU